This is a messenger RNA of Colletotrichum destructivum, 2816 nucleotides long. Its product is annotated as Putative adenosine deaminase domain, adenosine/adenine deaminase, metal-dependent hydrolase. NCBI's taxonomy places the organism in Eukaryota, Fungi, Ascomycota, Sordariomycetes, Glomerellales, Glomerellaceae. The transcript has 3 exons. The record is from RefSeq and is a predicted model, not a curated record. Bases 590 to 2584 code for a protein of 664 amino acids. Gene Ontology annotation, biological process: adenosine catabolic process; inosine biosynthetic process. Gene Ontology annotation, molecular function: adenosine deaminase activity.
GGUCUGUUCCCAACUUUCCCAUCUACGAACCCACCCCGCCCUGGUGUCUUCCUUCUAAACGCCAGGCAUGGAUUGAACUAGACGCAGUUGGCUGCACCAUCCAUCGCCAGUCACCUCAUCCCCCCCACCUCAAGCGGUUGCAUCUCACCAGUGACCACUCCGAACCCUGAGGCUGGCUGCGCGCGCUUGACUGUGCGUCCCUAAACCAUCUGCCUACUAGCUUGGCCCUGGGGGGCUUUUGUGUACCAGGACUCAUUCCUAUCUCUCCGACUACCUAUCCUCUUUUGCCAUCUGACUAUCUCCGGAGGGGCAGUCUCAAUUUUCCAUUUCCCAUGGACUACCCAGCAGCAUCCAUCCCCUUGCUCGUAGUGAUCGAGCCUGUCAUAAGCCCUGCGCAUUCAAAUAAUUGAUAUAUCUCCCCGCGACCGUUCACUGGCAAUCGAAGCGACCAAGAUCAUUCAUUCAUCCACCGCGACAAGGCGGGCAUUCGGUUCGCCGGAACACUUUCUCUUGGUCUCUGGUUUCGAGACCUAGCAUCAUAAAGCCUUCGAGUACCAGCUUCCUUUGCCCGAUUCGUAUUUUCAGUCCCAUGGGGAGCUUAUGCUCGAACCUUGAAAAGGACGAUGCACCUGGCGAAAAGAAUGGUCAGGGUAGAAGGGACGAUAACCAUACCACGCGACACUCCUCACCAAGACUGCGGAAGCCUCCUCAUCAUCAUCACCGCCGCCCAGGCUCACCUUCACCCAACGCUCACCAUCGCCGCCACCGCCACCACCAGACAGACAGAGAAAUGGCUGAAGAAAUGAUCGAAGCCCACGACAAGAUCAUUGCCGGGACUGGCGGCGCGCUUACGCGCAACGGUCUCCAACGACAUGGUCGGCAGAUCACCAUUCUCGACCAGGCCCGGACGAGGUCGGCCACUGCCAAAAAGAUACAGGAUUCUGAUGAUUACUUCCGCCAGCGCAUCGAGGUAAUGAACCGCGAAAAGACCUUAGCAUUCGACUUCCGUCUCACGGCGCUGGCCUCGCCCAAAGAAAUCGAGGCCAACACCAUUAUCCAGAUCAUCAAGGCUGAGGAUCAACGCUUGGUGUAUGACGCGGCUGAGCCAAGACAAGGGUGGGGGGGUCAGAAUCACCCGCGAUUUCCUGCGGACCAUUUUCUGUCAAACGUCCAUCUGAUCAACAAAACGAGACUUCUUGGUAUUGCGAUCAAGAUGCCAAAAGGGGCACAUCUCCACAUCCAUUUCAAUGCCUGUCUGCAGCCUCACGUUCUGCUGGGUAUAGCCAAAAACAUGGACCGGAUGUUCAUCACCAGCGAUAGGCCCUUGCCUCCGAGUGAGGACGGCAGGACGGACGAAGAGGCACGAAACGCUCUUCACCUCUGUGAAAUCCAGUUUUCUAUUUUACCACCUGAAAAAGAGAACCCGGGCGACAUAUUCUCGCGGAACUACGUGAAACGCCAAACGAUGAAGUACUCCCAGUUCCUCGUCGAGUUCCCCAAGCAUCACAGCAACGCCGAUCCGGAGGAGUGGCUCACAAGUAAACUCGUUUUCCACGAGAACGAGGCCCACAACGUCCUUCAGACGGUCCAUGGAGCAUGGGAGAAGUUCAAUGGCCGGACACGCAUGAUGAAGGGGCUUUUCAACUACGAGAGCGCGUACCGGAAGUACACUCGGGGGAUACUGGAGGAUUUUGUUCGUGAUAACAUCCAAUACGCCGAGAUUCGGCCUAAUUUCAUGGAGACGAAUCAGCUCUGGACUGACGACGGCACUCGGCAAAUCGACAACGUGGGAAUCAUGAACAUAAUCAUUGAGGAAUUUGACCGGUUUCAGCAAAGAACCAAGAACUCAUUUGGCGGCUUGAAGGUCAUCUAUUGCACACCUCGGUCCUUCUCCAAUGAGUCUGUAGCCUUUGCGCUUGACGAGUGCCUGAGAUUCAAGCAGAGGUGGCCCGAGUGGAUUGCAGGUUUUGACCUAGUUGGCGAGGAAUCCAAAGGGCGGCCUCUGCGAGACUUCAUCUCAGAGUUCCUCGCGUUCAGAAAGAACUGCGAUGAGGCUGGCCUCGAUAUUCCGUUCCUAUUUCAUUGUGGUGAGACGACUGAGAUCGGCAACGACACAGACGGUAACCUCGUGGAUGCGCUUCUUCUCAACUCGAAGCGCAUUGGCCACGGCUUUGCGCUGGCCAGGCACCCAUAUAUCAUGGAGCACAUGAAGAAAAGGGGCAUUUGCCUUGAGGUGUGCCCCAUCUCCAACGAAGAACUCGGCCUCACGCCGAGGAUAACUGGGCAUGCUAUGUACAACCUCCUCGCGAACAACGUACACUGUACGCUGAACUCGGACAACGGAACUAUAUUUAGAUCAACCCUUUCUCACGAUUUUUACCAAGCCAUGGUUGGCAAGACGGAUAUGACACUUCACGGCUGGCGACAACUCAUCGAAUGGAGCCUAGAACACUCGUGCAUGUCCGAAAAAGAACUGGCCGUCGUGCGGGCGGACUGGGAUAAGCGUUGGGAGAGCUUUCUGGACUGGGUCAUUGCCGAAUAUGGUGAUGUACAGAUGAAGGAGCACGAUGAGUCCAAGACGUAACAGGGAUGUCGAAGCGCCUGCACUUUUUGGGACAAUGUUCACACGACUUGGGGCCACCAGAACUACGAGGCAUAAGUUCAUACGAUCAAUGACCAGUAAAAAAAAGAGUUUCGCACCCGCCCAUCCUACUGCAGUUAGAAGUGAUCAACAGCUUGUUUCGGUGGAUAGGGGACACUGGUUAUCACUAUGUGGCCAAAGUCGGUCCGGCAAAUGACCGAAGCGUUCGUCGGAU